Molecule: messenger RNA, 582 nt
Organism: Zophobas morio
Lineage: Eukaryota; Metazoa; Arthropoda; Insecta; Coleoptera; Tenebrionidae
Exons: 2
Coding region: 1-582 (193 amino acids)
Source: RefSeq, a predicted model, not a curated record
AUGUGGAGAUCCUUCUACAGCGACAUAACGUCGACUGCUUCGGCCGUCCUCCUGCAGAGGGGAAUAAGCAGACUACGCCCUAUCUUGUUAUCAAUGUUUCGGGCGUGUGUGGCUUUCAGCUACAUACCGAAUGCAUGGCGAAAAGUAAAGGUUAUCUUUAUAUCUAAGCCAGUAGGGCAAGAUUACACCUUAGUUAAAUCCUAUAGACCAAUUAGCUUAACAUCAUUCUUGCUGAAAACGCUAAAAAGACUCAGAAGAUCCACGGAUACGGCCUUACACACAAACCGCAUAGCGUGGGCAAUGAAGGACAAACUCUCCACCUUAGGAAUGUUCUUGGAUACUGAAGGAUCGUUCGAUAAAACGACCUUGAAAAGCAUAGAAUUAGCCCUACAAGAGCACGACGUGAACCCCACCCUGAGUAGGUGGGUGACCGGUAUGCUGACGAAUAGGGAAGUACUGAUUAAUGUAAGUGGCACUGAGAUCGAGGCUGUUGUAGACAGGAGAUGUUCCCAGGGAGGAGUAAUCUCUUCUGUACUGUGGGAUACCAUCGUUCACAACCUAAUACGACCGACGCCUCAGUGA